AUCACAGCUACAAAAACAAAAAAGAAGAUAAAGAAAUAUAAGUGUGCUAGUUCAAAUGAAGAUGGGUUUUGGUUUGUGCGCCAUUAAUGUUGUUGUUAUGUUGUGGUGGGCUUCGAUUGCAUACGCAGCAGAUCCCGGCCAACUUCAAGAUUUCUGCGUUGCUCUUCCUGAUAGCAAGUCUGAUGUUUUUGUGAACGGGAAGUUUUGCAAGGACCCGAACUUGGUGGUUGCAAAGGAUUUCCUUUUUCAGGGUCUAAACAUUCCCGGAAACACAUCGAAUCAACUUGGAUCGGCCGUGACUGCAGUGAACGUUAACCAGCUUCCAGGGCUCAACACUCUGGGCGUUUCAUUGGCUCGCAUCGACUACGCCCCCUACGGGUUAAACCCACCCCACACCCACCCGCGUGCCUCCGAAGCCUUACUUUUGUUGGAAGGUACUCUCUAUGUCGGCUUCGUCACUUCCAAUCCCGCCGAUCCUAAUCAGAGGAACAAGCUCUUCACCAAGUACUUGAAACCUGGGGACGUCUUCAUCUUCCCACAAGGUCUCAUCCACUUCCAGUUCAAUGUGGGCAAGACCAACGCCGUCGCAUUUGCUGGCUUCGGCAACCAGAAUCCGGGCGUCAUAACCAUUGCCAACGCUGUGUUUGGGUCGGACCCCAAGAUCAACCCUGAUGUGUUGGCUAAGGCUUUCCAAGUUGAGAAAAACAUCAUCGACAUCCUUCAAGCUCAGUUCUGGCCCAACCUUUAACUAAAUAUUCAUUCUAUGUAUUUGUAAUCACAACGGACAUCUUAUCUGUCGUUUUGUCUUUUUAAUACAAUAAAAAACUUUACUUCACUUGUAAAUUAAACUUUAUUUUGUAUAUUAGUAUAAAUUUUUCA
Molecule: messenger RNA, 879 nt
Organism: Salvia miltiorrhiza (redroot sage)
Lineage: Eukaryota; Viridiplantae; Streptophyta; Magnoliopsida; Lamiales; Lamiaceae
Product: putative germin-like protein 2-1
Exons: 2
Coding region: 56-748 (230 amino acids)
Cellular component (GO): cell wall
Molecular function (GO): manganese ion binding
Source: RefSeq, a predicted model, not a curated record